Molecule: messenger RNA, 1509 nt
Organism: Colletotrichum lupini
Lineage: Eukaryota; Fungi; Ascomycota; Sordariomycetes; Glomerellales; Glomerellaceae
Product: endo-1,4-beta-xylanase D precursor
Exons: 1
Coding region: 1-1509 (502 amino acids)
Biological process (GO): carbohydrate metabolic process
Molecular function (GO): hydrolase activity, hydrolyzing O-glycosyl compounds
Source: RefSeq, a predicted model, not a curated record
AUGAAAUUACCAUUCUACACGACAGCCAUUCUCUUCUCCAGUGGUUCAUACGCCGCAAUCAUGAGGCGAGCGCUCCCAGAUUUCACCACUUCGGAAGCCGGCAACCCUUUCGUGGACGGGUGGUACGCCGAUCCCGACACAUGCGUCUACAAGGGCCAGUAUUGGGUAUUCCCGACCUCAUCCUACGCCUAUGACGAGCAGACCUAUCUAGAUGCUUUCUCUUCGACCGACUUAGUGCACUGGACCAAACAUGCGGACAUCAUUACCAAAGCCCAGGUAUCUUGGGCAAACAGAGCCAUGUGGGCGCCCGCCCAUAUUGAACGCGACGGAAAAUACUACCUGUACUUUGCAGCCAAUGAUAUCCAAGAGGGAGAAAAGCAGGUUGGCGGUAUUGGUGUUGCCGUAGCAGACCAGCCCGAGGGCCCUUACAAAGAUGCGAUCGGGAAGCCGCUCAUUGGCGAGUACCAUAAUGGGGCACAACCCAUCGAUCAAGAUGUCUUCAUCGACGAUGAUGGUCAGGCGUAUAUCUACUAUGGUGGCCACGCGCAUGCCAAUGUUGCCAAGCUGAACAGCGAUAUGGUUAGCAUCGGCACCUUCUCAGACGGGAGCCAGUUCAAAGAAAUCACACCCGAGAACUAUGUUGAGGGUUCCCUGAUGUUCAAGCGCAAUGGGAAGUACUACCUCAUGUGGUCUGAAGGGGGAUGGACGGGCCCGGAUUACUCAGUCUCAUACGCCAUUUCGGAUUCACCCAUUGGCCCUUUUAACCGGGAAGCCAAGAUUCUCCAGCAGGAUACCGCUGUAGCAACUGGUUCUGGCCAUAACGGGGUCAUCAAAGUCCCCGGAACGGACAUCCGGUACAUCUUCUAUCACCGCAGGCCAUUAGGCGAUAGUGAUUGCAACCAUCGUCAUCUUGCCUAUGAUAGGAUGUACUUCAAUGAGGAUGGGACAAUCAAGCCAGUCACGAUGCUGGUCAAGGACAACUUUGAGGACGGGAACCUGAUUGGCUGGAACACCUCUUUUGAAGGGUCCUUCUCAGUCAAGGACGGGAAGCUUAAGGCGGAAAAGGCCACAAGUGGAAAGGCCCUUCAGAACACAGGAUUCGAGGAUUUGGUGUUUGACAUCGACAUCGCCCUCGUUGAUCCAGAUGUUGGGUCAAACGCUCAAGAUUCCGGUGAUGCGGGAGUUCUUUUCGGCGUUACGAGUGCUUCAGCAGGAAUCGACAGCUUGACUGGGUUCUACGCUGCAAUUGACGCAUCAGGCGAGGUCGUUCUAGGUCAAAUGGACCAGGGUUGGACUCAACUAGCAUCUGUCCAGACGCCGAUCCAGACUGGAACUGACUACCAUCUAAGGGUGACUGUCAUCAACAAGGAGGUCAAAGUCUUUGUUGAUGAUAUGAGCGCCCCUAAGCUGACACACGUCGUUUCGAAGAGUACAAAGGGUACCACGGGAGUGCGAGUGUUCCGGACCGGGGCUCUCUAUGAUAACCUUUCUGUUGCACACCCGCAGUAA